AUGGUACGCGCCUCAGUGGUCUGUAUAUCACACGGAGGAGGCCCCCUUCCUGUAAUCGGUGGACCCGGUCAUGGAGACAUCAUCCAUUCCCUAAAAACCCGAGUCCCUAAGAUCCUCAAGCUUGGUACUCCAGAAGCCCCGCGAGGCAUCGUCUGCGUGACUGCCCACUGGUCUGAACGUCAACCUACCGUCUCAUCCGCUAGCCACCAUGACCUCUACUAUGACUAUGGCGGUCUCCCAAGUGAAGCUUACAGCCUGAAGUACAAGGCCAAGGGGUCGCCUGCCAUCGCGGAAGAUGUCAAGAAGGUUCUUGCGGAGGAAGGUUUGGCACCUAUUCUCAAUAUGAAACGAGGUUGGGAUCACGGUGUCUUCAUCCCCUUCAUGCUUAUCAAUCCGGCUGCGGACAUACCCAUCAUUCAGUUGUCCAUCCUCGCGUCUGAAGACCCGGCUCAACAUCUCCGAAUGGGUCGCGCCCUUUCAAAACUUCUCGACUCCAACAUUGCAAUCUUGGGCUCUGGCUUCGCAUCUAUCCACAACAAUAGCAAAGUUGUUCCGUUGAUAAUUAACGAUACUAGGGCAUCUGCAAAGCUGAUCAAGGGCGUAGGCGAAUGGAAUGCAGCGCUGACAGCUGCAGUCACAAAGGAGAGAAUGGAAGAUAGGGCAAAGGCACUGGAGGGCUGGAGGGGUUUCGCUCAUAGCUAUGAGAUGCAUCCGCCAGGUGCUGCCGACCAUUUCAUGCCUUUGUUGGUGUGUGCGGGUGCGGCGAAGGACGAGGUAGCUGGGACGUACAAGGAUGAUUUCUUCGGGGUGGAUAUUUUGACGUAUUAUUGGAGUGAUAUCCAUGUUUGA
Penicillium expansum is the source of this 849-nucleotide messenger RNA. RefSeq names its product DODA-type extradiol aromatic ring-opening family dioxygenase. Lineage: Eukaryota; Fungi; Ascomycota; Eurotiomycetes; Eurotiales; Aspergillaceae. Gene Ontology annotation, molecular function: oxidoreductase activity, acting on single donors with incorporation of molecular oxygen; zinc ion binding; ferrous iron binding. The coding region runs from base 1 to 849 and encodes 282 amino acids. The record is from RefSeq and is a predicted model, not a curated record. The transcript is spliced from 3 exons.